Messenger RNA from Suillus subaureus, 609 nucleotides. RefSeq lists its product as uncharacterized. The coding region runs from base 1 to 609 and encodes 202 amino acids. Lineage: Eukaryota; Fungi; Basidiomycota; Agaricomycetes; Boletales; Suillaceae. The transcript is spliced from 6 exons. The record is from RefSeq and is a predicted model, not a curated record.
AUGACUUUUCCAGUAGAAAAGCCAUACUGUGGAACAACAAAAGUAUAUCUAGCGCUAAGCAGCGGGUACUAUGUGCCGACCAAAGUAUGGAACGCACACGGUCACGGAUACACUGCUCCAAUAGCCACGAGCAUAGCCAGAAGAUGUGAAGUCACUGUCCUAGCGACAGCUCCCGAUGUGAUCGAGACCAUUCAGGGCGGUCCAACCAGAGACGUGCCUUUCGAUCAAAGUCGUAGUCGCGGUCAAGCAUGCCAUCUACGACACACCCUGCACUGUGGGGAAGUAUGGCUGCCACACUACCUAGCAGGAACCCCUGUGAAGCCCAAGUCGGUUGGUUCAUCGGAGGAGCUGCUGAGAGCAGCAGAAAGUAGCUCGUCUUGUUCAAAGGGAAUCUCGACAGCCUCCGUUACGCGUCACGACGUUUCGCCACCAGUAAAGUAUUAUGUUGGUCUCCCCGUAGUGCGGCCCGCUCCUGGGGCGAUCAGUCGUGUUUCUCCUGUUAUUGCUGGGAGUCGCUGGGCUCCAGCUGCUGAAUGCUGGCAUCUGGACAAAAAAGACCGUUUCAUUCAGAUUGCCAUUCGGACACUGAACGUCUACUUUGGGCGUUAG